GCUUUCCCCCCGGCCGCCGCGACGAAGCAGGGAUGCGAGUCGGUACCGACAGGCGGGGGGGAGCUGCGAGGCCCCGGGGGUUGGGGAAAGUGGCUGCGGUGUGAGCCCGGUGGCUCGGCAGCGCCUUCCUGCUGACCCUGUAGCAGGGGAGCCGGCGCUUCGGGUGUUGGUUGCAAUUAAAACGCUUCUGGGGCAUGGAUGGCAGGGCGGCGUGGGUGCCCCGCGCUGCAGCCUCCUACCCCGGCUUGCCCGCUCCGGCAGCGAUAAAGCUGUAACGCCUUCGUUUCGGGGCAGGGUCACGCGAGGUUGCCUGUUAUGGUCUACCUGGGCCCAUGCUUAAAAAUAACAGCCAGAAAGUUUCUCCUGAUUUUUUUUUUUUUUUUUUUUAGUUAUUUAUUAACAGAUAUAUGUGGUAAACUUAGAGUUAACCCCCCUGCUUACUAGGCCGGUAAAGACUUCAUAAAGCUAAAGUUACAGUACUAAAUUAAUGUCUCUUUGCCAUUUAAAAAAUUAGAAGCAGAAAUUUGAUUUGACCUGCAACUCUAAGCUUAUUUUGUGGUAUGUCUCUAAGUGCAUGAAAUACUUUGGCAAAUGAGCAUUUAAAAAGUUUUGGCUGCAGCUUCCUCCUCUCCUGGGGAGGAGAGAGGAAGAAAAAAAAAAAAAGGAAAUGUCUGGACUGUCUGCCCUCUUCAUGCAAGACUCACCAGCGUGGACAUGCAUAUGCACGUCAUCUAUGUGAAACACUGAACGCUUUGCUUCAUGGGCUGCUGCUUUCAGGUUCCUGAGCUGGAUGGCUCUGCAGCAUAUGGGCAUGUCUUACCUUGCAUUUCUUAGAGAUCUGUGGCCUUAGAGGUAAUGUUCUCAAAAGUCAGAGGAGCUGUGCUCACAGACAGAAAUAGGAAGGAUACAGAGCUUCAUUAUAGAUCUUAUACUCUCUACAUUACAGAUAUUGCUGUUGUAGAGAUGAGUGAUGCCUUCCGUCAGCCUUCGUUGUUCUACCACCUGGGAGUCAGAGAGAGCUUCAGUAUGGCUAACAACAUUAUCCUCUACUGUGAUACAAAUUCUGAGUCUCUGCAGUCACUGAAGGAAAUUAUUUGCCAGAAGAAUAAUAUGUGCACUGGUAACUACACAUUUGUUCCUUAUAUGAUAACUCCACAUAACAAGGUGUACUGCUGUGAUAGUAGUUUUAUGAAGGGACUAACAGAGCUGAUGCAACCCAGCUUUGAGUCACUGCUUGGGCCUAUAUGCUUACCUUUGGUGGAUCGAUUUAUUCAGCUCUUGAAGGUGGCACAGGCCAGUUCAAGCCAGUACUUCCGGGAAUCCAUUCUUAAUGACAUCAGGAAGGCUCGUACCCUCUACACAGGCAAAGAGCUUGCAGCAGAGCUGGCAAGGAUUCGGCAGCGAGUGGAUAAUAUUGAAGUUUUGUCUGCUGACAUUGUAAUAAACUUGCUGUUGUCCUAUAGAGACAUCCAGGAUUAUGAUUCCAUUGUGAAACUGGUGAAAACCUUAGAAAAACUGCCUACUUUUGACUUGGCGUCCCACCACCAUGUGAGAUUUCAUUAUGCAUUUGCACUGAACAGGCGAAAUCUGCCUGGAGACAGACAGAAAGCUUUAGAAAUUAUGAUUCCUUUGGUAGAACAGGAAGAUCAAGUAGCUUCAGAUAUGUACUGCCUGGUUGGUCGAAUUUACAAGGACAUGUUUUUGGAAUCUGGAUUCAUAGAUAUAGAAAGCAGGGACAAAGGGACGUUCUGGUUCAAGAAGGCAUUUGAGUCAGAGCCAACAUUGCAGUCAGGAAUCAAUUACGCAGUUCUCCUCCUGGCAGCUGGACAUUGCUUUGAUACUUCCUUUGAGCUUCGGAAAGUUGGGGUAAAGAUCAGCAGCCUGCUUGGUAAAAAGGGGAGCUUGGAGAAACUGCAGAGCUAUUGGGAAGUAGGAUCUUUCUUGGGGGCCAGUAUGUUGGCUAAUGACCACAUAAGAGUGAUCCAGGCUUCAGAAAAGCUGUUUAAGCUAAAGGCACCAGCAUGGUACCUGAAGUCUAUCGUAGAGACUAUUUUGAUAUAUCAGCAUUUUAAGAAACUGAAUCCUGAACAACAUAUGGCCAAACAGGAACUUGUGGACUUCUGGAUGGACUUCCUUGUUGAAGCCACAAAGACAGAUGUGACUGUAGUUAGAUUUCCAGUUUUAAUAUUGGAACCAACAAAAAUCUAUCAACCCUCAUAUCUCUCCAUCAACAGUGAAGCUGAGGAGAAGACUGUGUCUAUCUGGCAUGUGCUGCCUGAUGACAAGAAGGGUAUUCAUGAGUGGAACUUCAGUGCUGCUUCCAUCAGGGGAGUAAGCAUUUCGAAGUUUGAAGAACGGUGCUGUUUUCUGUAUGUGCUGCACAACUCAGAUGACUUUCAAAUCUAUUUCUGCACGGAACUUCACUGCAGAAGGUUUUUUGACAUGGUGAACAGCAUCACUGAAGAAAUAGGGAAGACUACAGAGGAAGGGGAAUGUGAUGGAGACUCCCUGGAGUAUGAUUAUGAAUAUGAUGAAAAUGGUGAGCGAGUAGUUCUUGGGAAAGGAACAUACGGCAUUGUAUACGCAGGACGAGAUUUGAGCAAUCAAGUCAGAAUCGCUAUUAAAGAAAUCCCAGAAAGAGAUAGCAGAUACUCCCAACCUCUGCAUGAAGAAAUAGCUUUGCAUAAACAUCUCAAACAUAAGAACAUUGUCCAGUAUUUAGGAUCUCUUAGUGAGGAUGGUUUCAUUAAGAUAUUCAUGGAGCAGGUGCCCGGUGGCAGUCUUUCUGCUCUUCUACGAUCAAAAUGGGGACCAUUAAAAAAUAAUGAGCAGACAAUUGGCUUUUACACCAAGCAGAUUCUUGAAGGAUUAAAAUACCUCCAUGAUAAUCAAAUAGUGCAUCGAGACAUAAAGGGUGAUAACGUGCUGAUCAACACAUACAGUGGAGUGUUAAAGAUUUCGGACUUUGGAACUUCAAAGAGACUUGCAGGAAUCAACCCGUGUACUGAAACCUUCACUGGUACCCUUCAGUAUAUGGCACCAGAAAUCAUUGACAAAGGGCCCCGUGGCUAUGGGAAAGCUGCAGACAUCUGGUCUUUGGGAUGCACAAUCAUUGAGAUGGCUACAGGAAAACCCCCAUUUUAUGAACUGGGAGAACCACAAGCAGCUAUGUUUAAGGUGGGAAUGUUUAAAAUACACCCAGAGAUUCCUGAAUCCAUGUCUGCAGAAGCCAAGGCUUUCAUAUUGCGUUGCUUUGAACCAGAUCCUGAUAAACGAGCUUUUGCUCAUGAACUACUUGUAGAUGAAUUCUUGAAGGUUUCAAGCAAAAAAAGAAAGUCCCCGUCAAAACUCUCAGUUCUCUCAGCUAACACAAAUGAGUAUCUUCGAAGUAUAUCCUUACCUGUUCCUGUUCUGGUGGAAGAUACAAGUAGCAGCAGUGAAUAUGGUUCGGUCUCACCUGAUACAGAAUUAAAAAUUGAUCCAUUCUCUUUCAAAACAAGAGCUAAAUCCUGUGGAGAAAAAGAUGGGAAGGGAAUCCGGUCCCUUUUUCUGAGCAUCCCAGAUGAAAAUUUUGAGGAUCACAGUGCACCUCCUUCACCUGAAGAGAAAGAUUCUGGGUUUUUCAUGCUGAAGAAGGAUAGUGAAAGGAGAGCCACCCUUCACAGGAUAUUAACUGAGGACCAAGAGAAGGUGGUGAGGAACUUGAUGGAAGCUUUGGCUCAGGGAGCCGAAGAGCCCAAGCUAAAAUGGGAACACAUUAUGACGCUCGUUUCCAGCCUCAGAGAGUUUGUACGGUCCACUGAUCGUAAAAUCAUCGCAACCACUCUUUCAAAACUGAAACUGGAGUUAGACUUUGACAGCCAUGGUAUCAGUCAAGUGCAACUUGUGUUGUUCGGUUUUCAAGAUGCUGUCAAUAAAGUUCUCCGAAAUCAUAACAUCAAGCCACAUUGGAUGUUUGCAUUGGACAGCAUAAUUAGAAAAGCCGUGCAGACAGCUAUUACUAUUCUGGUCCCAGAAUUGAGGCCACAUUUUAGUCUUGCAUCUGAAAGUGAUGCAGCAGAUCAAGAUGAUAUAGAAGUUGAAGAAGAUCAAGAUGACCAGCCUCAGAAUCAAACUAUCCAACAGCCUUGCAUUGUCAUGGAAGAUGCAAUAGCUACCUCAGGUGUGAGCACACUCAGCUCUACGGUAUCCCAUGACUCCCAGGCUGCUCAAAGGAUGCUGAGUGUCCAGCUGGGCAGGCUAAAAUUAGAGACUAACAGGUUAUUGGAGGAACUGGUUCAAAAGGAGAGAGAAUUUCAAGUCCUUCUACAUCAAGCUAUAGAAGAAAAAGAUCAAGAAAUCAAAAACCUGCGGCUUAGGUCACAGCCAAUAGAUAUUCCUGGAUUGUCUGUCUGUCAUCGUCAUUCCACUGGCACAGGGACCGAAGACCCUGAUCUCAUAAACUGGUUGAGUGUUCAAGGAGCUGAUGAGGCCACAAUAAACAAGUUCUUGGCUGAAGACUAUACAUUAAUGGAUGUUCUCUGCUAUGUUACACGAGAUGAUCUGAAAUGUUUGAGACUGAGAGGAGGAAUGCUAUGCACCCUCUGGAAGGCCAUUACUGACUUUCGGGAGAAACACACCUGACACUGAAAUCUAUCUUCGCUUCUCUGCAGAGAGGAAAAGGUUUCUUUUCAGCACAGAGCAGGUGUGCUGUCAGAAGGACUGUUGCACUUUAAUCCAGUAUUUGUUUACCAAUGUUAAAAACACUGCAGCUUCCUGACUGCUUUUACGCCUAUAAUCCAUAAAGAAUCUGUAAACAACCUGCAACAUUAUUUUACUUUAACUGUUUAUAUAUGCAAGUUUUUUGAAAAUUAAGGAAAAACAAAAAUUAACUCACGAAAUAUUGUACUUAACGUAACCAGAUGUUAAUUUCACGAAAAACUGAUGUAAGAUUUCAUGUGACUGUGCAUCACUGGAACAAAACCAAAAUGUGACAACUUCUCAAGUUUUUUUCUUUGUAAUGCAUCUCAGUAAUCUGUAGUAGAAAUUCAUAAUUUCAAUCAUAAUUAGAUAUUUUUCUUUUAGUGUGUAAGACCUAAAAGUAAUUGUUUUUACCUAUUGCCCUACAUAGUUUAAUAUUGUUUAUUUUUGGUAACUUAAGUUCUAUGGUGCAUUUGUUUUAGUUGUUUAUGUACUACUGAACUGUACCAGUUGCAUACACCUCAACCAUAGUAAUGUUAGCUUGUUCUAAAGCUAUCUGACAUACACAGUUGAAAAUAAAAGAACCUACGAGUUGC
Molecule: messenger RNA, 5276 nt
Organism: Cygnus atratus (black swan)
Lineage: Eukaryota; Metazoa; Chordata; Aves; Anseriformes; Anatidae
Gene: MAP3K5
Product: mitogen-activated protein kinase kinase kinase 5
Exons: 30
Coding region: 856-4623 (1255 amino acids)
Biological process (GO): cellular response to stress; MAPK cascade; protein phosphorylation
Molecular function (GO): MAP kinase kinase kinase activity; ATP binding
Source: RefSeq, a predicted model, not a curated record